This is a messenger RNA of Melospiza georgiana, 3309 nucleotides long. It is a transcript of the gene ZBTB34, whose product is annotated as zinc finger and BTB domain containing 34. The transcript has 3 exons. Gene Ontology annotation, biological process: regulation of transcription by RNA polymerase II. The coding region runs from base 155 to 1717 and encodes 520 amino acids. Gene Ontology annotation, molecular function: RNA polymerase II cis-regulatory region sequence-specific DNA binding; protein binding; DNA-binding transcription factor activity, RNA polymerase II-specific. NCBI's taxonomy places the organism in Eukaryota, Metazoa, Chordata, Aves, Passeriformes, Passerellidae. The record is from RefSeq and is a predicted model, not a curated record.
GUGGGAGCGGGCGGGAAGCGGCGCUGGGAGCGGGCCGGGCCGGCCGGGAUCCGCCAUGUGAGAGCCCCAGACAGCCCCAGCAUGUAACAUAAUAGAAAAAAAAAUCCACUAGUAUAUUGUGAUACAUUGGAUAUGCUUCCUGCAUCUGAAGUCAAUGGAUGAUGUUGAGAUCUGUUUGUUCAAUUGGAAAAGCAGAUUGCUCUUUACAUCUGUAGAAAUGGACAGCAGCAGUUUCAUUCAGUUUGAUGUGCCGGAGUACAGCAACACUGUUCUGAGCCAGUUAAACGAACUCCGCUUGCAAGGGAAACUCUGUGACAUAAUCGUGCACAUCCAGGGUCAGCCGUUCCGAGCCCAUAAAGCUGUCUUAGCUGCCAGUUCUCCAUAUUUCCGCGACCAUUCAGCAUUAAGCACCAUGAGUGGCCUAUCCAUAUCAGUUAUUAAAAACCCCAAUGUUUUUGAACAGUUGCUUUCUUUUUGUUACACUGGAAGGAUGUCCUUGCAACUGAAGGACGUUGUCAGUUUUCUGACUGCAGCUAGCUUCCUACAGAUGCAGUGUGUCAUUGACAAGUGCACACAGAUACUGGAGAGUAUUCAUUCAAAGAUCAGUGUUGGUGAUGUUGAUUCUGUUACUGUUGGUGCCGAAGAAAAUUCAGAGAAUCGUAAUGGCGUUAAAGACAGCAGCUACUUUGCCAACCCUAUUGAGAUAUCUCCUCCCUAUUGCUCUCAGGUGCGACAGUCAACAGCAGGCAGUGACCUUCGGAUGGAAACUACUCCAGGCAAAACUCUUCGUAGUCGUCUGCAAGAAGAAGGGCAUUCAGACCGAGGCAGCAGCGGGAGUAUCUCUGAAUAUGAGAUUCAGAUUGAAGGUGAUCAUGACCAAGGAGACCUGAUAGUAAGGGAAAGUCAGAUUGCAGAGGUGAAAGUUAAAAUGGAAAAGUCUGACAGACCAAGCUGCUCUGAUAGCUCUUCCCUUGGUGAUGAUGGAUAUCACACUGAAAUGGUGGAUGGAGAGCAGGUGGUCGCAGUAAACGUUGGUUCCUAUGGGUCUGUCUUACAACAUGUUUAUUCAUUUACUCAUGCCUCAUCACAGGUGACAGGUGUGUCAGAAACCUUUGGAAGCAUGAGCAAUACAAGUCCUUCAAGGUCAAUGCUGAGCUGUUUCAGAGGGGGUCGUGCACGCCAAAAACGAGUACCUACAGGUCACUUGCAUAGUGAUGUCCAGGGCUUGGUGCAAGGGGCUGACAGUGAAUCCAUGGUGAGUAAUCCAGGAUAUGAAAAUAGUCCACGGGAAAGAAAUGCAAGAGGUCAUUGGUAUCCAUACAAUGAGAGGCUAAUUUGUAUUUACUGUGGCAAGUCUUUCAACCAGAAAGGGAGCCUUGAUCGACACAUGCGAUUGCACAUGGGAAUAACUCCUUUUGUGUGCAAGUUUUGUGGAAAGAAAUAUACCCGUAAGGACCAACUUGAGUACCAUAUUCGUGGUCACACAGAUGACAAACCCUUUCGCUGUGAGAUUUGUGGAAAAUGUUUUCCUUUCCAGGGUACACUAAACCAGCACUUGCGAAAAAAUCACCCGGGGGUUACAGAAGUGAGAAACAGGGUUGAGUCUCCAGACAGAACAGAAGUGUUUGGGGAACAGAAAGUAGAUAACGAUGCUUCAGCUUCUGAAGCCAUGGAUUCUAGUAUGGAAAUUCAUGCAAUGUCUAACACAUCUGAUUAAAAUCUUACAUCUAAGUGAAACAGACAAGCACAUUACUAAUGUAUUUUUAAAGUAUUUUAUUCUUUUAGUAAUCUUCAGUACAAGUGUAACAGCCUUUUCAUUUUCCUGACCUUCUGGAAAUCAGUUAGAAAUGGUUUUUGGAGAAGACUUCAGAAGUAUUCUUUGUUUUUGAAGGAGGCUGAAUUGUUUGGGGUUUGGCUUUUUUGUAUUUGAAGACACUCAGAAUAUAAAGACAGUGUACUGGGGAAAGGCUAGGAAGAGUCUGGUGAAGUAUCUCUGCUGAUUGAUCUGGUGAGAUGCAAAUGCCAGUGGAGAAAGAUAUUAGAACAAGAUUGGCAGCUCUGCUGAAUGUUCAAAGAAGCUGUAAUUUCCUUUAUUUCUUAAAUCCUGUUGCUGGUAAUGAGUUACACAGCAGUUGGGAGAGAGAAUAUUACAGCUUUGAUUCCUCUCCUGUUACAAUGAAAUCUGUUCACUCUUACUAACUGGCUUUGUUAGUGAGACUGUUUAUAUAUAUAAAUUUGCUUUAUAUAUAUAAAAUGCUUUCACUUUCCCUUUUCUGUGUCAAAGCUAAUACCAUAUGCCACUUUGUCAACUGUUAGGACUUCUCUCUGCUUAGGGUUUAGAACUUCAGACUUUGGAAGGAUGGUUUUGGUUUCAAACAAAUGUUGUUUGGUUUUCAUUUUAUUAAACUAUUUACUUUGUGUGCAAAAGUGAGCAAAGUGAAUUAACUUUGUUUUAAUAGCUUUGCUUUAUAACAUAUGUAAACCAAAUGCCAUAAAUCUAUUAACUAUGGUUAAAUUGUUGAAAGGUUUUGUUAGUUGUCUAGAAUGCAAGCUGGACAACCUGUGGUGCUGACCUUUUUAUAUAUAUAGAGAUAGAUAUAUCUAUAUAUAUAUAUAUAGAUAUACACACAUAUAUAUAUAUCUAUAUAUUAAAAAAAAUAUUAGCAAACCUAAAAGUAGCAUUGUGGUCUAAAAUGUGUUUUUACUGGCCUCAGAAUCUACCUUCAUUUUGUACUGUAGAACCGUACCAGGUAAUUAAACUUAACUUCAUCACUCUUCAUGGUUGGUUAAAACAUGAGAGAGAUGUAGUUUAAAUCACAGUAUUUCCGAGCAGUAUUUUAAUAGGUCUCUUCACAGAGAGCUGCUUUCAGGUGCACGUUGGCUUCCUACUUAAAUUUCCGAGUGAUAUGCCAGCACUUGGAAUUUGUACUUUUUUGUAUAGAAAAACAAAUACUUUAUGGGAAUUUUGAGCAAUAUGUUAUUUCAUGUGUGAGUAUUACAGAGUUGCUAUGGCUUCUCUGUUUUUACAGUGGUUUUUUCUCUAUAAAGAAGCUACCAACAACUUUAAAAAUACUCUAAAUCUUUUUUGUUUCACCAAAUACGUGUUUUUAAUAUGGUGCUAACUUCAUUAUUUAGGUCAGUAUAAUAUAUAACAUGUGAAACAUAAUGAUCAAGGGAAAAAAAUCCCCAAAAACAGACAAACAAAAGCCCCCCUACACAAACCAACUUCCCCAAGAUCCCAACCAAACAGAAAAAAAAGGAAAAAAAAGGAAAAAAAAAAAAAAAAAGAAAGAAAAAAACCCAAUCCCA